Molecule: messenger RNA, 2931 nt
Organism: Manduca sexta (tobacco hornworm)
Lineage: Eukaryota; Metazoa; Arthropoda; Insecta; Lepidoptera; Sphingidae
Gene: Inx3
Product: innexin inx3
Exons: 9
Coding region: 336-1496 (386 amino acids)
Biological process (GO): phototransduction
Cellular component (GO): gap junction; plasma membrane
Molecular function (GO): gap junction channel activity
Source: RefSeq, a predicted model, not a curated record
AGUUCGGUAGUAAAAUCCCGCGGUGUGCAGGAGGCCGAUCGACUGCCCUUUCAGUUGUGUUGCCGACGCACGAGCAGCUGGUGUCUCGUGGGCCGAUCGGGCUCCUGUCGCCACUUGUUUUACACAAAUCGCUUCAUUUAUUCCACGAUAAUUCCCGCUGAGAAAAUGUUGUAAAUCUAUUGUGAGCCGCGUAUUCAAACUUGCUAGUGAGCCUGUGUUCGUGGUGUGAUUAUACAAAGUAGUCGUUACUGACCGACGAAAAGUUAAGAGAGAUCUGUGAGAAGUUCGAAAAGUAGCUGUUAAAUUUGAAAAGAUAACAUAAGAAGAGGUACAAGAUGGCGGUGUUUGGCUUGGUGUCGUCGGUGGCGGGCUUCGUCAAAGUCCGCUACCUCAUCGACAAAGCUGUAAUAGACAACAUGGCCUUCCGCAUGCACUACCGCAUCACCUCAGCUAUACUGUUCCUAUGCUGCAUACUCGUCACUGCCAACAAUCUCAUUGGUGAGCCCAUAUCGUGUAUAAACGACGGCGCUGUGCCCGGCCACGUGCUAAACACAUAUUGCUGGAUCACAUACACAUUCACCCUGCCUAAUGCUUCGCCGAGGGGGUUCGCGCACCCUGGCUUGGGCAACGAAUACGAUGAGGAGAGGCGCAUCCAUGCCUACUACCAGUGGGUGCCGUUUAUGCUGUUCUUCCAGGGACUGCUGUUCUACAUCCCCCACUGGAUCUGGAAGAACUGGGAGGAGGGCAAGGUCCGCAUGAUCUCCGAUGGCAUGCGUGGCACAGUCGCCUGCAUUGCUGAUGACAAGUCCAAUCGUCAGAGUCGACUGGUACAAUACCUCUAUGACACUCUGCACAUGCACAACACGUAUUCAUUCGGCUAUUUCUUGUGCGAAGUGUUGAAUUUCGUCAACGUUGUCGGUAACAUAUUUUUCUUGGACACAUUCCUCGGCGGCGCUUUCCUUACAUAUGGAACUGAUGUUGUCAAAUUUUCGAACAUGAAUCAAGAGCAACGUACCGACCCUAUGAUCGAAAUAUUCCCGAGACUGACGAAGUGUACAUUCCACAAAUUUGGUGCUUCUGGAACGAUCCAGAAACACGACGCUCUGUGCGUUCUUGCCUUGAAUAUCCUCAAUGAGAAAAUUUUCAUCUUCCUGUGGUUCUGGUUCAUAAUCCUAUCUGUGGUAUCAGGCUUAGCUCUGGCAUACUCAGCAGCCGUGAUCCUCUUACCUAGCACCCGUGAAACCAUUCUCAAACGUCGCUUCCGUUUCGGCACACCCAACGGUGUCGAGGCACUUGUCAGAAAAACUCAGGUCGGCGACUUCUUGCUCCUGCAUCUAUUGGGCCAAAACAUGUCGCUGCGCGUAUUCGGCGAGGUAUUGGACGAGCUAUCGAGACGGCUGCACCUCGGCUCCAACGCACCGUCGGCGCCGUCCACGCUCGAGAUGGCCCCCAUAUACCCCGACAUUGACAAGUUCUCCAAGGAGACUGAGACGUAAACGAACAGACAGAUACAAGAGCAGUACAUGACCAUAACGAUAUUAAAGGUAAACAUUUGUAAAGCUGUUAUGUAAUGCUUUGUCUUAUCUGCAUUUUUUGAAAAAUCUAUAUCGAAACGUACGCAAGAUCUUGUAUAAAGGCAUAAUACAACUACGAAAGGUGCAAAGUUUUAUCCUAUUAAAUAAUUUAUAAUGAUAUGUAUGGAAGUAUGUGUUAAAAUAGUGAUUGUGAAAAUAGUGUGUAUGAGUUCUUUUUUUAUAAAAUGCGAUUUUUCAAAGGAUAUAUUUGAGACAAAGGGGUUUUGUAUGUGAUGUUGAUACCACCUCGGAUUAUUUUUUAAAGUACUGCUCUGUCUUCCUAUUACUAUGUACAAAAUUUUACAUUGCAACUACUCAUGACAUUCCUAUAUUACCAGAUACUUUUUAGAUCUUUUGGUGACAACAAGCCUUAUUAGGAUAUAUAAAGCUUUAUGUGCGUUUAUUAUAAUUGCGAAAACUAGUGCAAAAGUAUAUAAUUAAUAUGAAAAGUUGAAGACUGUUCGUGAAUUAACACUUUUAGGAAAACCAUUUUAAAAUCUGACGCCUGUAAGUAAGCUCAGAACGAUAAAGACCUAGAUGAUAGAAUAAACUUUUAUCAAAUAUUUUUAUUUUAAAUCAUAUUGUGUAGAUACUAAGGCCGUGAAAUUGAACUAAGCAUUUCUCAAGUUAUUAGAUUUAAGUAGUUUAGAACUAAUUUGCAUAUUAUAGAUGUAAGUUUAUAUUCGACAGCGAUUUUUUCUCAAACGCGUAUGGAGUCAACAACUACUGUUAUUCUUUACGAAUUUUAUAUUAAAUAAUUUGUAUUGAUAAGAUUAAGUGAUUCUCAUGUUUUCAAUAGUUUAAGCUAAUUUUACCUUGUAAUGUUCCUUUUUAUACAUAUAAUUGAAUGUAUACGUGAACAUUUCAAAGUUUAGACUUCGGUGCAAAUAAGGUGUUAAAUACAUAGAAUAAUGAUACUUCUGUAAUUAUGUCUAAAUAUCGUGCCAUGAUGUGAUGAAAUUUUUAACGCCAGAUUUGCAUUUCGCGUCUUACUAUGUGUGCUUAUAGCGCGAAUUUUAUUUCACUAUGUAAAAUAAAUUGACACAUUUCAGAGUCACUUUAGAUAAUAAAUUUUAGUUUUAACACGUUCGACUCUCAUAUGGUCAUACAAAUCUCGAAUUAAUGUGUCUUCCUUAGUGGUAGAAUGUGCUGAAACAAUUUGUUCGUGACCACUUUUAUUGAUCUGUGUAUUGUUUUUAAAGACGCUAAGUAGAUAAGGUUUUAUAUAUUUUACGUUUUAUCAUUCCAAUGAGUAUUCAGUUUUAUGUACAACUCGGGAGACUGCGACCCAUAGUGACUCUAUGACAAUAAUAUCGAAUUAAAGACGUUUGCGUUUUAUUAUACAAAUUAAAUAAAA